UGACGGUUGAAAAUUGUGGCGGUGUCGCUAUAUUUGUUAUUAAAAAAAUAUAUAUCUGUGAAGGAUGUAAGGAAUUAGUUAGAAAAGCAGGAAAUAAUAAAUGAAAACGAAUUUUGCAUAAAAUCAAAAUGAAUGUUUAAAAUUUUUGGAUAUGUGUUAGCAUAUGGCUGAAAUGUAUUUGAACAAGUGGCAUUCGAGUAUAAUUCCUCGGAUAUAUAAGUAAAAGAAAGCGAAAGCCUUCGCAGCAUCCCUUUUUAUUUUUGGUUAUUCUACAUCUUUUUCGUUCUCGCAUUUUGUGUGCCUUUGUGUUGUGAAGCGUUCGACGUCCUUGUUGAUAGAAGAGUUGCUCUGAGAAUUAUCAGGCGCUGCAAAGUGUGUGAAAAGUGAUGCAAAAGACGCGGGAAGUGGUAUUGGUGUUUGAUGGGGGCGUGGAGCACUACAACAAGAAAAGUAAAAAUAAAAUAUAAGUGUACAAUAGCAAGAAAUUGAAAGUAAAUCGGGUGAAAAACCAAGUCGCGUCAUUUAGUCGCCGUCGUUCCCCUACGCAAACUGCAGUUGCGCGUCCGCCAUCGAUAGUACAUGUAUAUGUAUACGUAUUUUGCCACCGGCUCCACGACGCCGUUUCACUUAUUGUCACCAUAAGUGGUUAAGGAACUUUUUUUCGCAGAUGCUUGGUGCUACAAACAGUUGAAACAGUCAUUAAUUAGGCAGUUGAGUUACCGAAUGCCGGUUAUGUAGAUAUAGCAGUGCAAAUAUCUUCUAAAAUUUUUUUAGAACGGCUUUUGUUUUAUUGAUUACGCUGUUGAUGCUGCUGUCAUUGUGGUAUUACCCUGCAGCAAUUUUUAAAAUUGCCGCUUGCCGCUGGAUUCUCUGCCAAAGUGGAUUAGUGCGGACUGCUGCCUGUAAAAACGAAAGCUGAUGAGGAAUAUAUAGGGAUCAUCUGGCAUGAACCGCGGAGACAAAAGUGAAAGAGCUGAACUUCUUGCUAACUCGAAGAAAAUGUUUCGCCUUUAAAAGCAAAUAGGUAUUUGCACUGUAUUUUCAAUGCGUACAACUGCACUCAGCUAGAAGAAAAUAUACAUAAAAUAAUACAAAAAUCCGACAUUAGCACUUUGGAUAACAUCUUCAGUAUUUGAGAUUAAACGAAAUUUGUGCCCGGAGUAGGUGCCGGGCAGUGCUGGAGAUGUUGGAACGUCGUCCCUUAUGGGGAUUAAUAGUGCUGCUGAAUGUAUGCGUCGUGAUAUGGCGAAUGCAGGAACCGGCUAUGCUUAAUGUCGAAUACGAUGGCAGUGCUGCAGAAAGCGCACAUCAACAACAACAACAUCAAGAACGGACAUCUUGGGCGCAAGCUAUAGUGUCGCGUAAUUCCAUAACAGAACAACAACAGCUAUAUGCUGGUAAGCAUUUACUGGCCGAUAGCGCCGAAGCGAAUGAAAUUGAAGUAACGCAUAAAUCGGAUGAUAGUCUUCACAUUAGCGGCUACGGUAGUAGUUCUAGUACCACUAGUCGUAAGAGUCAUAAAAAUAAACAACAAAUAAUUAAGCAAAAUACACCAAGCUUAAGUGUAAGCUCUGUUAAAAGUACACUCUCACCACUAGUCACUGCAGCUACACUAAAAAACACUGCAGAUAUACAAACAACGACGACGGGCGAUAUGAGAAUAUACAAUUUUCCACCGGAUGACUUUCAUCAACUAAUUGACCUGCACGAUUUCACAUACCUUAUAAGCCAAAAUGGCUGUAGUAGGGAUAUACAGGCUCUUAUAUUGGUACAUUCAGCGCCGGCCAAUGAGGAGAAGCGGCGCCUUAUACGUGAGACCUGGGGCAACACCGAUUUACUGCCGCGCAUUAACGGUGUCAUGCCAUUUCGGAUAAUCUUUCUAUUGGGUACGGUCCAUACCGAAGCACAACAGUUAGAUAUUGAACGUGAAAAUUUCGAAAAUGGUGAUAUGGUGCAGGGCUCAUUUGUGGAUAGCUAUCGCAAUAUGACUUAUAAGCAUGUAAUGGCUUUCAAAUGGUUUCUAUACAACUGUGCACAUGCGCAAAUUCUGAUCAAAGUCGAUGACGAUGUCUACGUGAAUACGCCACAAUUGCUCAUCUCUCUAGAGCGUACGCUAUUGAACGAUGAUUUGGGAAAUGGAGGGAUGCCUACUGCUGUAGUCACUGCUGCCACGUCUAUGCAACAUACGGCCUAUAGCACCGAUAUUGAAAAUAAUAGUAUGGAAAAUAGUAGUAGUAGUAGUAGUAGUAAUAGUAACAGUAGUGCUAAUGUACGAAGAGCCUCCGAUCUUAAUGCCAAUACCAAGGCCAUGACUAAUACUACAGAUUUAAGUGCUGGUCAAAUUUUAUUCCGUCAUCCGCAAGAUUUGCUUUUUUGUAAAACGAACAUUAAUGCUAAAGUAAAGCGUAGUUUUCGAUCAAAAUGGCGUGUUACCGCAAAAGAAUAUCCCGGUAGAUAUUAUCCGCCAUACUGUCCAGGAUUUGCUAUUAUAUAUUCACCAGAUGUGGCGUUUGCUUUAUAUAAUGCCGCACAGGUGUCCAAAUAUUUUUGGAUCGAUGACGUUCUCAUAACUGGAAUUUUGGCACAGAAUAUAAGCGUCACCAUAACGAAUGCCAAUCAAUACAUACUCUACGAAUCUGAUUGUGACAAUUUGCUUAAUGAUGUGGUAAAUAGUGAGGAUGUGGAAUUCAUAUACGCUUGGGAUCUGAUAAGUCCGAAGCAAAUGCAAAAAGUGUGGGAACUUUAUCUGGCAAAGGCGAAAAUACACUUCUCUAGAGCUCCAACAUUAACAUCAGCAUUGUCAUUGCUGCAUGCGGCCAAAAAGUUACCGUACAAUCCGACUGAUUUAAAUAAAUUUAAGACCCACAGAUAGUAACAUUAAAGCUUUGUGCAUAAAAAGCUUUCCAAAAUUUCAUGACACAACCUAUUGACGCACAUUUGCCAUACAUGAAAGCACACAUACUUAAAAUUCAUACAAAUGUACAUACACACAAUACUUAUACAUACAAACUGACAUGCAAACAUGCGGAUGGUAAUAAUUAUAAGUUAAGAUUUUUAAGAAACUUCUUUUAAAUUUUGUUUUUAACGUUGGACAACGUCUAUUAGCUGCUAAAGACUUUUAUCUGAUUUUUGUUUGCUCAAUAAUAAUGAGAAUCAACUAUUGUUGCGCAGAGUAGGAAGUGCCUAAACGAUGAUGCUUCCUCACAGAACGGGCAAUUCAUUAAGCCCAUUAAGUCAGUGCUUCAGUGCGGUGUAGUGCCCGGUCGUCAUCAGCUAACUUAUCUAACGAUAGGUCUAGCAGCUCACCUGAGCUUUUGUGACUCAUAGCUCUUAGAUGAGCGCGAUAUAGUCUUCUCUUUCAGCCAGAUGGAGUUUGAGUGCAGCCGAGGCCGUCUCACUGUGGUGGAGAUUGCUCGUGAAAUACUAGAACGGCCACUCAUUUGAAUUUAAAAUGCGUGAUAGUUUAUAUAUCGACUGAUAACUUUAACAUACUAUAUAGAAUCACGUGUAUUGUGCAGAGACAGGUCCUUAGCUCUUGUAAGUGCAGUCAGACCAAUCGAGUGAAUAUUUGGUUUACCCGUUACAAUGCAAUGUCAUACGUAACGGACAUGAUCAUACUUAUGUAUAUGAAAAAAAAAAUGAAAUAUCGAUCUACAUUCUGGAAAUAAAAAAGAAAUUUUUAUUUUUAUUUUUAUUUUAUUUUAUAAAGGUUUACAUAACAAUAAAAUUAUUAUACAAACUACAAGUAGUGCAGCGCUAGCAUCGGAGGCUUUCGGCUGUCAGGUUGAUUAUGGCUCGAUUAGAUCCGACGAAGUAGAUCAGUAUCUUUGAGAUAGUUAUAUAAUAUAGAUAUGUUGGCUUCGGUUGGAUUUUUUAAUAUUUCAAGAGGGCCAAUGUUUCGAAAGUAAUGAUGUUUAGUCGAUGGAAGGUUAGGGCAUGAAGGCAUAAUGUGAUUUAUACUCAGGGUGGAGUUGCAAAACGGGCAUAGAUUGGGUGGAAUGCCUUGAAGUAUAUGGGCGUGUGUAAUUAUUGUGUGGCCUAGUCGAAGGCUUAGGUGUGACCAUAUUCGUUGGGAUUCACUCACUAAAACCUGGUUUUACACGCUUAGGAUUAACUAAGGAGUAGGGAUGGUUAUAAUUACUCCACUCGCGUAGGAGGUCACUUUGCCUUUGGUGUUUUAUGAGGCUGUAGAUGUCAUGUUUAAAGAUGAUAUUGGUUGUAAUGGUAGGGGUGAUUCUCAUUUGUUUUACAAUUUGGUCAGCAUGUGUAUUACCAUUAAUAUCUGCGUGGCCAGGAAUCCACAUAUGUAAUUUUGAUUUUUUGUGGCUUGGUAGUUAGUGUCUCUCUUAUAAAAUCAAUUAUGUAGUUAGAGUUGUUGUAGUUCUGGAUGGCCGAAAAGCACGAUAAGCUAUCAGUGCACACUAUGAAUUUGCCCUUGUUUUGGAUUGCAUACAAAAAAGCGUUAAAAAUUGCAACUGCUUCUGCUGUAAAGAUAGAGCAGAAUGGGAAUAAGAGCCCAUAAGUUAUUUAUAUUUUAAGUUUCCAGCAAAAACACAAUAAGUUUCCGAAAAGCACGAUAAGCUAUCAGUGCACACUAUGAAUUUGCCCUUGUUUUGGAUUGCAUACAAAAAAGCGUUAAAAAUUGCAACUGCUUCUGCUGUAAAGAUAGAGCAGAAUGGGAAUAAGAGCCCAUAAGUUAUUUAUAUUUUAAGUUUCCAGCAAAAACACAAAACUCAAUCAUUAUUCUCGAGCAAACAAAGAUUUAAUAAUUUUUUAAUUUUUUUUGUGGUAACGGUAAAGAAUUAAAAAUCCGUUACGGAGCGCAGCAAGAGAGACAAAAUUAAAUUUGUCCUUAUUUAUUUUUGAAAGUAUUUUACGGCAUUUGAAAGAUGUUGAUUCUUUAGAUAAAAUUAAAAGACAAAAAAUGUUUAGUCUUCUUUCUUAAACAAUUAAAUAUACCUGCGUGCAUUAUUUUACUUUGCUUCUUUAAAUUGUAUAAGAAAAUGUGCUUUAGUUAGAUUAAAGUAUUCGAAAUGUAUGAAAGUGGAGCGUAAAUAUAAAGAAAACCAUGUAAAAAGCAAAUAAAUUGUCCUAUCCUCUAAGUAUUAGUAAUCAUUGUGCACAAAUUUUCAUAUCUACAUACAUACAUACUUACAAAUUUAUGUAUAUACUUAAAUAUACAAUACAUAUAGUGCAAAUGUUUAGCAUCAAAAAUAUAAUUAUCUGUAAAAUGUAAAUUUUCUGAAUUGUGCAAACAUCAAAAUUUAAUAAGUGGCCUGGUGUGAGAAAUUAUAUAUGGCUGGAAUUAUUGAUUCUAGCCAUUAACUAUUUUGAGUGGGUUACUUUAUUUUUGUACGUUACUUAAGUGAAUGUGUUUUAGUAAAAUAUUUACGUUAUUUUAAUUACAAUGUUUGUAACAUAUCGAUAACUGAAUUGAAAUUAAAAUUGCGAAUAAUAGACAAUUUUUUAUUAAUUUGGUUCACUUAAACACAAAGUAGUUAUUUUCUAAAUUACAAAGUCAAAAAUCUUACUGACAAGAUCGGCAAGUCUGUUAGAUCAUAAAUUUUUUGAGACGUAAUAAAAAAAUACAAUAAUAAUAAUACAUUUUUUAAUACAAAUUUUAAUA
Molecule: messenger RNA, 5626 nt
Organism: Anastrepha obliqua
Lineage: Eukaryota; Metazoa; Arthropoda; Insecta; Diptera; Tephritidae
Exons: 2
Coding region: 1184-2872 (562 amino acids)
Cellular component (GO): membrane
Molecular function (GO): hexosyltransferase activity
Source: RefSeq, a predicted model, not a curated record